AUCCAAUCCGAGUGUAGAGGCUGGAAGUGUGAUGGGAGGGGACACAGUGUGUGUGUGUCCUGUCUGCUUGUCACAGUCUCCGUGCCUCCCAAAGAGAAGACACCACAAUGUACGAAAUCAACACUUCUCAUCUGUUUGAGGACCUCGGCUCCUUUUACGAUGAGCUCAACUACACCUACAACAACGACACGGAGUUCGACCCGAACCCGGACACCGUGGCCUGCGACUUCUCCAUCCCCGACGCGGGGGCGGUGGUCAUCGGCGUCUUCUACGUGCUCAUCUUCCUUCUGGCCAUCCCGGGGAACCUGCUGGUGGGGCUGGUGAUCGGCCUGAGCAGGCACCCGCUGCCCCCCUCCGACCUGUACCUCCUCCACCUGGCGGUGGCCGACCUCCUGCUGGCCGUCACGCUGCCCUUCUGGGCCACCUCCCUCACCCGGGGCUGGGUGUUCGGAGACGCCGCGUGCAAACUCGUCACCGUCCUGCAGGAGCUCAGCUUCUACUCGAGCAUCCUCUUCCUCACCUGCAUCAGCAUGGACCGCUACAUGGUGAUCGUGCGCGCGAUGGAGGCGCGCCGGGCCAACAGGCGGCGCGUCAGCUGGGCGCUGUGCGCGGCCGUGUGGGCCGUGGGCGCGCUCCUCGCCACGCCGGGCCUUUUGCAUUCCGCGCAGCCGUCCAAGACGUCGAACCUGACGACGUGCGGGGAGAAGUACGAGCAGGGCAACGCGGACAGGUGGCGGCUGGCGACCCGGAUGCUGCGCCACACGCUGGGCUUCCUCGUCCCGCUGGCCGUCAUGCUGCCCUGCUACGGGGUGACCGUGCGGCGGCUCCUGCGCGUCCGCGGCGGCUUCCAGCGGCAGCGGGCCAUGCGGGUGAUCGUGACCGUGGUCGUGGCCUUCCUGCUCUGCUGGACGCCGUAUCACGUGGCGGUGAUGGCGGACACGUUCUUCAGGGCGAAGAUAGUGCCGUACAAGUGCCCGGCGCGGAUGGCGGUGGAUCUGGCCAUGCUGGGCACCCAGAGUCUGGGGCUGCUGCACAGCUGCGUGAACCCGGUGCUGUACGCCUUCGUGGGGGAGAAGUUCAGGCUCCGGCUGGGGCAGAUCGUGAGGAAGACGGGCCUCCUGGGGAGGACGUCCGUGGCGCGGGGCAGCAGGUCCUCCAUGUCGUCGGAAAUCACGUCCACCGUCAUGUGAGGAGACGAACCAGUCUGAUGGACCUCAGGGUGCUGGUGGACCUCAGGGUGCUGGUGAACCUCAGGGUGCUGCUUGACAUACUCGUAGGCAGCUCGAAGAAAAGCCCAUUUGCCUACAGAUGCCUAGAAGAUUUUAUAUUUUGUAAACAUUUUGGUCACAAUUGGGCCCAUGUGAUGAUUUAAGUCGACAUAGCUUUGUACUAUUGAAUGUCCAGAGUCCGAUAUGGACUAGUUUUGUACAUAUUUCAAUUAUAAAUCUCAUAUUUUUAACUUGAACUCUUGCUUCUCUUUGAUAUUUGUUUGUGCAUCUGGCAAUAAAUAACGUGAAUUUUGUUAUCAA
Molecule: messenger RNA, 1529 nt
Organism: Gasterosteus aculeatus aculeatus (three-spined stickleback)
Lineage: Eukaryota; Metazoa; Chordata; Actinopteri; Perciformes; Gasterosteidae
Product: C-X-C chemokine receptor type 2
Biological process (GO): neutrophil chemotaxis; immune response; positive regulation of cytosolic calcium ion concentration
Cellular component (GO): external side of plasma membrane; membrane
Molecular function (GO): C-C chemokine binding; C-X-C chemokine receptor activity; C-C chemokine receptor activity
Source: RefSeq, a predicted model, not a curated record